AUGUCCAAGGAGGAUGACGACCACAAUGCCGUUGUCCAGGACACUGCUGACCCACUCGGUCAGAUCCGAGAUAGCAGCAAGGCCUCAGACAUGAGCAUAGUGUCUGCCGUGCUGGACAUACAGAGACACGCUAUAACGAGAAGCAACUGGAUCAAGUCUCUCGAAUGUCUCUAUCUGGCCACGGACCGGGAUGACGAGCCUACAGGCAAGCGCCAACGGCUGGCUAACGGGGAGAGCGUAGCUUCUUUUUAUACACCUGAGCUGCUACGAAGGACGUAUCUAGAUCCUGUGUCUGAUCCUGAGCGCGGGAGAGAAUAUGUUGCUGUCUCAUACACCUGGGAGUUUUCCGAGGAAGAGGAAGAACAAGAUAGCUGUCGGAGCUUUGGUGGCUACUAUAUUGAGUCGCGAAAGACUGGUGAGCUCGCCCAGCCCAGCAAUGUCAGGGACGUGGUCUGGGAGCGAGUUCUCCGGUAUGCUGGGCAUGUCAAGUGUGAUGCCGUCUGGAUCGACCGAGAGUGUGUCGACCAAGAUGACGCCCAAGAAAAGGAGACAGCAAUUCAGAAUAUGCACUUGGUCUAUAGCUUAAGCCGACGGCCUAUUGCCCUUCUUACGCAUGUCAUCCAGACUGCCGAGGAGCUAGACCUGAUUGUGAGCCUGUUAUUUGGCGACCUCAGAGAGGAAAUGGAAAGUGCUGCUCUAGAUCUCCUGGACAAAAUUACGUCCGACCUCUGGUGGCAGAGAGCCUGGACAUUCCAGGAGGAUUAUAGAGCUUCUACGCGUAUGACGCUUUUAAUCCCACAUACUAGUAACCUAGAGCAUCGUAAGCAGACUACGCGGGAUGUAUCAAAUCGGCCGCUACUAGGGACUCUGCCAGGCGAAAUCUGUAUCAAGUCCACCGAUUUUAGAGCAUGUGCCACACAGUUUUGUCUUCGCUACAAACAGAAACAGCCAGAGAAGGAGGGCAUCUGUAACAGGAUCCUGAAGACUGCGGGUAAAUACAAUGUUCUUCUGCAGGAUAACCACCUGCCAGGCGCAUACAAUCCAAUCUCGCGCUCUAUGACUCCUACGAUCCUCGCCGACAUAAGCCAACGCGGGAUACUCGCUGAGUCAGACCGCCUCGCCAUUGCUGCCAACUGCUGUGGCUUUACUAUACGUCUCGAUACCUCAGCCUUGAACAAGCGCAGCAGCAGCUUGAGCCUCUCCAUGCUGACUCUGUGUCUGCUGAAUGGCGAGAUAAUAGAGAACCACCCUCAACGCAACCGUGGAACUCUCAAGGACAGCAUUUUUACGUACUUAAUGAAGCAGUCGCUCCGCAGCUUCCGACCUCCCGUCGAUGAAGCGCUGACUUUCAUCAAAAGCUGUCGGUUUGUGGAUCCCGUGCUCACACAAGCGGGGAUUCAGACACGAGGUCUUUUGUGGCGCCUGGGGAAGAUUAUUCGGCCUAGACCCCUCAAGCGUGAUAAGUACUGCACGCUUUCACCCCUUGAAACGCUAGCUACAGAUCUAGAGUACAGAAAGUACGGGAACUCGUACACCGAACUGGCAACAAACCUUCUUGCCUGGAUACAAGAAUCGUCGGCUAUGAGCCGAAGGCAUCACCGGUAUGGUGGCCGUAGUCCACUCAUGCACACACGUCCCUGGGGGUAUCGUACCUGGAUGGCAUACGAGGUCGAGGCUGCAUUACUUGAAGGCAAAUGCCUACGUCUUGCUGCUGUAGUUGACCCCAAGAGCCCCAGGGACCACACACCAUAUAGUGCUAUUUUCGUCGGCGAGAGUGUUGAUGAUUGGAACGAUGAAGAAGCUAACGAAGAAAACGCAAAGUCGAGUUAUGUCUUUACGGCUGUACGACCCGCGAAAGAGCUGGCACGUUUCGGCGAGAUUCCGAAGCAUGUAUCUCUAGAAGUCGAAUUGGAGUGGCCGGAACGGAAACGCGAACAAAGACAUGAUGAGCAAGACCAAAACCCUUCGCAGGUAGAAGGAGAUGAAGAAAAAUGCAAACCUGGGCCAGACCUACCUAAGUUGUAUAUCAAACGCUGGCUAAACGGUCUCUCAUUCCGAGGAUCACACUCCCACCAACCUGUCCUGUUCCCUUGGCCAGCCGAACUCAUGGCCACGUCUACCAAGUACUGA
This is a messenger RNA of Xylaria bambusicola, 2130 nucleotides long. Its product is annotated as heterokaryon incompatibility protein-domain-containing protein. The coding region runs from base 1 to 2130 and encodes 709 amino acids. The record is from RefSeq and is a predicted model, not a curated record. Lineage: Eukaryota; Fungi; Ascomycota; Sordariomycetes; Xylariales; Xylariaceae. The transcript has a single exon.